Dromaius novaehollandiae (emu) is the source of this 2972-nucleotide messenger RNA. RefSeq names its product transmembrane serine protease 12 (gene TMPRSS12). The transcript has 5 exons. The record is from RefSeq and is a predicted model, not a curated record. Gene Ontology annotation, biological process: proteolysis. The coding region runs from base 23 to 976 and encodes 317 amino acids. Lineage: Eukaryota; Metazoa; Chordata; Aves; Casuariiformes; Dromaiidae. Gene Ontology annotation, molecular function: serine-type endopeptidase activity.
CAUUUUGUCCCGUCGACGGAGGAUGCGGCCGAGGUUCCCCGUCGCCUCGCUGCUGCUGCCGCUCCUCGCGGGCGCCGUGCCCGACGCCCUGGCCCCCCGGGUUUCCACUGAAGAGUGUGGAGAACGGCCGCUCGAGGACACGCUCUCCGGACCUCGGAUCGUGGGCGGACACGAUGCUCAAGUGGGAGCGUGGCCGUGGUUAGUUAGCCUCCAAAUUCACCAAGUUGGUGUAAAAUUUAAGCACGUAUGUGGUGGAGCUUUAGUUAACGAGAACUCAGUGCUCUCAGCUGCCCACUGCGCUACACUGAGGAAGGACCCAUAUUUCUGGAGAGCUGUGAUAGGUGCGCAUAACCUUCGGAAACAUGAUAAACAUACAACAGAAAGAAAUAUUAGAAACAUCACUGUCCAUCCAGAAUUCAAGAAAGAAACAUUUGAAAAUGAUAUUGCAUUAUUUAAACUUGAUUCCUCUGUACGCUACAAUGACUAUAUUCAGCCUAUCUGCUUACCUUCCGCUUACCUUUACCUAUAUAUUGACAACGAAACAGACUGCUUUAUAAGUGGCUGGGGACGUGUAGCCGAGAAAGGUAAAACCUCAGCUGUAUUAAAAGAAGCAAAAGUGGAAAUCAUUCCUUCUGAUGUCUGUAAUGCUUUUAAUUCCUACGGAGGACUGAUUGAUAGCAACAUGAUUUGUGCUGGCUCUGAAUCUGGGGGCAUCGAUAGCUGUCAGGGAGACAGCGGUGGACCUUUAAUGUGCUAUCGCCCUAGUACCAGCAAAUACUAUCUAAUAGGAAUUACCAGUUUUGGAAUUGGCUGUGGCCGACCAAAAUUUCCUGGGAUCUAUGUCCGUUUAUCUCCAUACAAGAGAUGGGUAAUAUCUGAAAUUCUGUUGAGUAACAAGGCUGUGAAUCCCAUGAGCACUGCGCUUGUGAUCUUUCUGACUGAGAUGUAUAGUGCUUGCAUAGGCUUUCUAAAAUGACAAGCCAUUGCAUCAUCAGAGUAGAAGUUUCAGCUGUUUUAGGCUGAUGAAAACAAUCUUAUAAGCAUGAAAUAUAGCUAAUUAAAAACACCUACCAGUCCUUCCAAGUACAUCUUCUAAAAGUUCGGAAUUUUAUUAUCUUAGUUUUCUGUCUUCUGCCUGUGAGAUCCAUACUAACAGUAGAGGAAAUGGUAACAGCCUUGACUCUAAUAACGAAGUUUAAUAUAGAAAUGUUACCAACUGAAAAUAUUUUUUCCUUCCCUCUUCCUAUACUUUUCCAGCUAACAGUUUAGGUAUUACUUAAUACCACGUGUUUGGUGAUGGAAGGGAUACUCCCUCUGCUGGAUGAAUACUAACAGAGCACAGAAUGUUUUUAGUUAACAGUGGCUCAGCUUAAACAAAACUAGAAAGGAAAAAAAAAUCUGUAAAAGACAAAAGGUAUCCUGCACUAAUUAGUUUUAGUGAUGACUAAAUUCUACACAUAAAUAACUUAGCAUUCUGCUUGCCUGAUCAAAGAACACACCAAGCAAAGGAUCUCUGGAUGCUGUUUCUUAGACUGUUUAAGUAUUCUUGGCCAAUACAAAAGACUUGAUAUUAGACAAUAUAGACAUUUGCUCUGAACCACUGCAACAGUACGUUAACUAAAAAUAAACUGAUCAAUAAAUAAGGAACAUCAGAAUUAUAUUUUGGCGACUUUAUUUACCAAAGUCAAAAUUUUCAACCAUCUAAUUGUUUCAACAAAUAUUUACAGUUCAUAUAAAGCAUGUAUUUUUGUUUGGAAAUAACCACCAGAACAGUAUUUGGUAUUCUCUCUCUUACUGUCAGGAUGUACAUUUUACUCUCUUAGCAUGUAGAUUUUGAAAUAAAUCCAAAAUAACUACUGCAUGAUAAGUGAUUACUCAAAGAGCAAACCGAUGUUACUGUUUCAUAUACUCUUUCCCAAAACACUGUUAUUUUAAGAGGAUAAAAAUUUACUAACAUUAUGCCUGGCAGCAUUACAUUUGUUUCACUUGCUGAAUACAGAAAGAAUUGGCCACCAUUUUUCAUACAGCCUUAACACUUGAUAGCUUUUUUAAUUAUUAUUCCAUAUGACAAAAGAAGGUAAAGGAACAACAGCACACAAUGAGGAUCAAAAUACCAUACAGAGGAGUUAUCAAAUUAGUUUCAGUACUGUAGGUCAAACCCUGCCCUCUUACACAAUUGCCGAAUAGCGCACACACACCUGAUGGUAGACAGAGCGAAAAGGUGCUGGGCACAUCCCAAGAGGUGUCCAUUUUUCCUGAAAUCCCCCUAACAGAAGUUGGAGGCACCAAACACCUCCUUUGGAGCGCAGUUUCGUAACAUAAUGACCUCCACAAUCUUGCUCAUUACUUUUGAUGUGCAACCAGAGCACCUUUUUUGACAUGACUGAGAACACAAAUGUCUACUUCAGUUUGGCCUAAAGGAAAUGUAUAGUGGAUCAUGUCCAUAACAAUCAUAUAUUAAACUUUAGAAACAAAAAUAGUUUUAUAGCCUACUAACAAUGUGAUUGUGGAAUGCAGUCUCAUACCAUUUGCAAAGAGCUCUGCUUGCUAAGAAGCCCAUUAAUUCAAAAAUGAGUAAAAUAAAAAAUACUGACUGACCAUAUGAUAAACAAUACACAUCUAGGGAGUGAGUACAUCUUUUAAUUUCAUUCAGAUCUGAGCUAGCACAACACACACACAUAGCUCUAACACCUUUUAAUAGCAUAGUCCAUAGUGCAAUUCCCGCUGACAUAACUGGAAGCAGGAUUCAAUCCUAACUAUGGAAAAUAGUGUAUUUAUUAUUCAUGCAAUAAGCACUGUAUACACAUUUUUCUAUUUACACCCAAGAGUCCUGAUUAUGUCAAACAUCAUUUAAUUCUCACCUGAAACAAAUCAAAAUGAUACAAACUAGAAUCUCUGAUAGCAAUAAGAUCAAAUGUGCAGAUAUUAUCAACUGGGGGGGGGGGGAAGCCCUGAUUUCUUUUUUUUUUUUU